AUGCAGAUGCAGGAGCUGGAGAUGAUAGACGAGAUCUUCCAGCUCAUGCAGCACUAUAGGCAUCUGAGACCCGUUCAGAAAUCUGGCCUGUCCAUCAUCGAGAUGCUGAUUACCGAUGACCCAGAGUGGAGGGACGAGGUGGCGCGGAAGGGCGGCGUCGGUUUGAUCUGCGAGCUUGCCCGGACGUGGGAGGGGAGUCCCAAGAUGCUUGGCCAGGUGAUGACGUGCAUGGCGUACCUGGCUGCCGAGGACUACCUCGAGGUCAUGCUAUGUCAGCACGGCGCGCUGGAGUAUUCAGCAAGUACGAUGAGAGCAUACCCGACCAAUGCGGACUUGAUGACGAAGACGUCCCUGGCACUGUUGAACCUCACUGUAUGCGAGCCCCACGUUGAAGAGCUGAUUGACAAGGAGGAGGGGAGGAACGGCCAUCCUCAUCGUCUUGCCGGUCAUGGACGCGCAUCCGAAGGACGCCAACCUCCUCAUCAUGCUCUGCGGCGUGCUCGCCAACUUCUCCGUCAUGAUCGAGGUUCGAGAGUUGUUGGCGCUCGGCGGGGUCUUCGAGCGCAUCGAGUCGGCGAUGCGGGUUGA
Messenger RNA from Prorocentrum cordatum, 588 nucleotides. The record is from the annotation of a GenBank genome assembly. NCBI's taxonomy places the organism in Eukaryota, Dinophyceae, Prorocentrales, Prorocentraceae.